AUGACGCACAUAGCUCGCUAUUUCGUAGCUAUAAUUUUGCUUUUUAUUUGUAAAACUUACUCAUUAACUUUGGAAUACAAUCCUGGAACAACUAAUGGCAUAGAAGAUGUUCAGAAGAAAGGAUGGCCGGUCAAGCAUAUUUUAGGAAGAUUGAAGAAUAGUGAAUUAAAAGCGCCACAUCAAGAAGAGUUAGGAAAUAUGAAGAGAGAUGAAGCUGAUGCAAAACGACAAACAUGGUACAAUCAAGCAAAUAAAAGAGGUAAUAUUACUCCUUAUAGAAAUAUAGUGGAUAUUGAUGAUAUCACAGGACUUGAUCCUGUCUACAAAUAUUUAUUAAAACCAUAUGCCACCAACUAUUUGUAUGAUCAAGAUUUUCUAUACAAGGAUAUGGAGUCAAAUUUACUUUCUAACCCAAGAACGAGAAGAACACUUUUAGAAGACAUCACCGAAUUUAAUCAAGAACUAUUGGAUAAUCUUCGUCACGACAGUAUCCUGGAAAAUAUUUUACCAACGAUGCCUGUUCCAUAUGAUCGGAGUUCAAACGUUGAAGAUUUCCUUGUAAGACCCUCAAGUUUAGGCUUUGAUAAUUGCGCUGUCCCCGCUUACUUCAGCUGUGUACCAAGAAUUAUAAAUUUGCUGGACAAUAGUGUUAUUAAUCCAUAUGGGUUUCUCAGCCCUUAUAAGGAACUGAUACAUUCAAAGCCAGAAAAAGAGCAUAUAUCUCAUAAUAAUAAGAACUAA
Leptosia nina is the source of this 741-nucleotide messenger RNA. The record is from the annotation of a GenBank genome assembly. NCBI's taxonomy places the organism in Eukaryota, Metazoa, Arthropoda, Insecta, Lepidoptera, Pieridae.